AUGUCUGUCAAGCCGACGGUGGCGUAUCUCCAGAAAGUCAAUCAAUAUCGGUCUCCCAUUCUUACCUCUCCGCUCCCGUUGCUUCGAGAAAUGCUAUCGAGAAUCAUGCGUCGUUUCAAGAAGGUCCUUCAACGUGUCAGAUCGAAAGGCUCGCCUCCGCCUCCGCCUCCGCCUCCCGCUGCCCAGGCCGCGAUUUCCGAGCAACGCGGCCCUCCGCCGUCGCAACCUCCAGCACCCGGACCAGCAGCAGCAACAGCAGCAACAGCAGCGCCGACACCCCAAGCCACCGGCUCGAUGUUAAACAUCGCCCUCCAGAACCAGACGACGUCCCAGACCGUGUACGCGUACGUCACGGGCCGGGCGCUCGACCGGGGGAAUGCGUGGUUCCUCCUCUCCGCGGACGGCCACACGCCAUACUAUCCCAGCUCGCCGUCGUCGGUGGGCUCUCCGAUCGCGCAAAACUGCGCCAUCCCGCUGGGACGGCCGGGCAACACCGUCACGGUGACGAUCCCGCACAUCGCCGGCGGACGGAUCUGGUUCUCAAUCGACGCGCCGCUGACCUUCCUCCUCAACCCGGGCCCGGCGCUGGUCGAACCGUCCGUGACGAACGCGUCGGACCCCAACAUCCACACGAACUGGGGCUUCGCGGAAUUCACGUUCAACUCGGACCAGCUGUACGCGAAUAUCAGCUACGUCGACUUUGUGGGCCCGCCCAUCGCGCUGACGCUGACGAGCGCGACCCUCCCGCCGCAGCACGUCGCGGGCAUGCCGAGCGACGGGCUGGACCAGGUGUGCGCGGGCCUGCGCGCCCAGCACGCCCGCGACAACCAAGGCUGGGACCAACUGAUCGUGACGACGACGGCGGCGCAGGGGGCCGGGCAGCAGCCGCGGAACCUGCGCGCCCUCUCGCCCAACCAAGCCAUGGUCACCAACCCGGCCCUCUUCGCCACGUACUACGACGACUACGUGGGCCGGGCGUGGCGCAAGUUCGCCGCGCAGCCCAUGUCCGUCGACACGCAGGCCGCGUUCGGCACCGUCGCGGCCCAAGUCGACCACGGCAGCGGGAUGCUCAACUUCCGCGUCGUCGACGGGGCUGCAACUGGCAAUGCCGGUGGAUCCGCCACGCUGCUGUCCUUCACCAAGCCCUCCACCCGCGACAUCUUCUCCUGCUCGACGGGCCCCUUCGCCACGGGACCCGACCCCGCGGUGAACGCCAUCAUCCCACGCCUCGCCGCCGCGUUCAAUCGCUCCACGCUGCUCGAGACGGACGUCUUCCCGGCUCCGCCGGCGCUGUAUUACAAGGACGGGACCACAAACCACUACUCUCGCAUCGUGCACGCCGUCAACCUGGACGGCAAGGGCUACGCGUUCCCCUACGACGACGUGCAGCCGAGCGGAGGCGCCGAUCAGAGCGGCGAGGUCCACGCCGGGGAUCCCGUCUUGUUCACCGUCACCGUCGGGGGUGGGAAUGCGGCGGGCGCGGCGGGCACGUCGCCUAGGAGGGAGCUUUAG
Messenger RNA from Cladophialophora carrionii CBS 160.54, 1512 nucleotides. RefSeq lists its product as uncharacterized. The record is from RefSeq and is a predicted model, not a curated record. The transcript has a single exon. The coding region runs from base 1 to 1512 and encodes 503 amino acids. Lineage: Eukaryota; Fungi; Ascomycota; Eurotiomycetes; Chaetothyriales; Herpotrichiellaceae.